Ilex paraguariensis (yerba mate) is the source of this 342-nucleotide messenger RNA. Lineage: Eukaryota; Viridiplantae; Streptophyta; Magnoliopsida; Aquifoliales; Aquifoliaceae. The record is from the annotation of a GenBank genome assembly.
AUGGGGGCCAAGUUACAUAUUGAGAGUGGGGACAUUCAAGGAAUUAUUGACCCCUCACUACGUAACGAAUAUGACAUACAAUCCAUGUGGAAGAUAGCCGAGAAAGCUUUGAUGUGUGUUCAACCUCAUGGGAGUAUGAGGCCUUCAAUAUCAGAUGUUAUUAAGGAAAUCCAAGAUGCAAUCUCAAUUGAGAGGGGAGCAGAGGCAGUGAGAGAAGGCAGCUCUGAUGAUAUAUCAAGGCUUUCUGUGCAUUCUUCCAUAAACAUGAGUUCACUGGAUUUUGGUGCAAAUGAUAAUUCUUUGUCAAUCGAUGACUCCAUCUCACAGCCAACUGCUCGAUAG